UUUUCACUGCCGCGAUGUAAUUGGUCAUUUCCUCGGUUGGCGAUGAGGUUCGUGCGUGACGGGGUGGUCGUCACGCACAGUGACGGAAAUUAGCAAGAGCACCGCACAGACCACGCAACAACACACAACCUCUGACAUGGCUGUGACAGCUGACCACAUCCGGGAUAAACUCAUUAAGGAGCUCGCGGCGGUGCACGUGGAGGUGGAGGAUACAUCACCCAACAGAUGUGCUGCCAGCUUCAAAGUCCUAGUGGUGUCGUCCCAGUUUGAGGGCAAACCACUUCUACAGAGACACAGGAUGGUGAAUACGUGCCUAGCCGAGGAGCUGAAAGAGAUCCACGCUUUUGAACAGAAGACCGUCACUCCAGAACAGUGGGAGAAACAGAAGUCACAAUGACACACACACGCACGCACGCACGCAUAUUAUAUCAUACUCACAAGUUUAGAAAUGCUAAUAUAAAACAGGUCAUCUACAUAUCUGACACACUCUUUAGUUUCCUGUAAAUCAAUGUUACUGAGAGAAAUCUAAAGGAGUGUUCUGGUGACAAUAAAACCCCUGAUGCUGUA
This is a messenger RNA of Larimichthys crocea (large yellow croaker), 567 nucleotides long. Its product is annotated as bolA-like protein 2. Lineage: Eukaryota; Metazoa; Chordata; Actinopteri; Sciaenidae. The transcript has 4 exons. The record is from RefSeq and is a predicted model, not a curated record. Gene Ontology annotation, cellular component: cytosol; nucleus. Gene Ontology annotation, molecular function: 2 iron, 2 sulfur cluster binding. The coding region runs from base 137 to 397 and encodes 86 amino acids. Gene Ontology annotation, biological process: intracellular iron ion homeostasis; protein maturation.